This is a messenger RNA of Oryzias melastigma (Indian medaka), 2970 nucleotides long. It is a transcript of the gene emid1, whose product is annotated as EMI domain containing 1. The transcript is spliced from 16 exons. Gene Ontology annotation, molecular function: protein binding. NCBI's taxonomy places the organism in Eukaryota, Metazoa, Chordata, Actinopteri, Beloniformes, Adrianichthyidae. Bases 386 to 1849 code for a protein of 487 amino acids. The record is from RefSeq and is a predicted model, not a curated record.
UAGAGGGAAUGUGAUGAGUUGAAGAAGAAGUGGUGUCCUCUCCUGCCUUCGGAGCGCUGAAAUGGGGCAGGGUGCGCACAAACUGGAGACUAUAAAGCUGCUGAGAAGACUCCACUUGAUGUGAGCGCAGACAGAAGGGGGUUGGCUGAGCAGGCGGAGGAGAGGGGGGGACAGCAGCACACACCUAGUUCAAUGUUCAUUAUAAAAGAGAGUUUGUGAAGGAGACUCGAACCUGGACUCGCUUCGACUCGAGCAACUGUCUGGGAUGCGCGCCGCGUCCAGCUGAAGCGCAGCAGUUUGGCACAUCUUCCCUCCGAGCUGCAGCCGGACAGAAUCAGCGCUGCGCUAAGAUUACAGCUGCUGCCUUCACACUUUCCCCCCUAACAUGGGAUCGAGCUGUGGAGAGGGUUUGAGCAGGAAAAGUUUGCUUUGGUCCGUGCUGAUCCUCUGGCUGUGCGCGCUCGUGAACGGGACGUGGAAGACGGGACUUUACAAAACGUUUCCAGGGACGCAGCUGAGCAGAGAGGCAGCGGCUCGAACCCCCGUCUAUCAGAAAAGGAACUGGUGUCCUCACACAGUCACAAAGACGGUAACCUGCCAGGUGCAGAAUGGAACCAUCCUCCAGCGGGUCUACCAGACCUGCCGCUGGCCACAGGGAUGCUCAGGAGGCAGCUACAAGACCAUGAUCAGACCUUCAUACAAAGUGGUUCAUCGCACUGUGACUUCUCUAGAGUGGAAAUGCUGUCCAGGCUUCAGCGGUUCUGCCUGUGAAGAAGAUGGAGGGAAUCAGUUUGUAGCUCAGGAGGCUGUAAGGAAACCUUCUGGUCUGCGGCGCCCUCCUGCACGCACGGGAGCGCAAAAUUCUAGUAAGAAUGAUUGCUUCAACUGCAGUGAAAUUGCAGCUUUGAGUGAAAAGCUCAACUCGCUGGAGGCGAAGGUGCAGUUACUCACUACGCCAGCUACUGUAGCACAUCAGUACCAACCGGGUGAAAAAGGAAAUGUUCCGGAGGCUUCAAUACUUGUGGGUGCUGUGACCUCUCGGGGAGUUCAUGAUGAGCAGGGACCAGCAGGUCCUCAGGGUGGAAAGGGGAGAGAUGGAAUUCCUGGGAGGGAUGGGAAACCAGGAGUUCGGGGGCUGCCAGGUCCCAGUGGGCCACGGGGGGAGACUGGGAUAAGGGGUCCAUCUGGAUCCCCUGGAUUAAAGGGACCUCCAGGACCAGCAGGUCCACGUGGUCCACAGGGAUUUCCAGGAGAAAAAGGUCUACCUGGGCCGCCUGGGCCACCGGGACCUCCAGGCCCUCCGUUGUCAGCCAGUGUCCGCAUCUCAGAAGAGCACAGUCCCGGUAAAGAUCCGUUCUUCACCAACACUUUCCAUGAUUCCAAAGGUUUGCCUGUUCCAGGGCCUCAGGGUCCUCCUGGGCCCGUCGGUCCUCCAGGUCCCAGAGGCCCAGUUGGACCUCCCGGCCCAUCAGGACAAAACGGGAGACCUGGAGCUCCUGGAAUACAGGGUCCCAUUGGGCCAAAGGGAGAUCGUGGUGAAAGAGGUCCUUUGGGUUACCCAGGAGAGAGGGGCCUCAGGGGCGAGCCGGGAGCACCAGGUCCUAAAGGAGAGCCUGGAGAGAAAGGGUUGCCGGACAUUAGCUUCAAGAUGUUCCAAGACUUGCAAGCAGACCUUGAGGUUCUGUUGCGCAGGGUGACACUGCUGGAAGCUAUGAUCUGGCCAGAGCCUGAUCUAGGGUCUGGGGAUGGACCGUUCGGUACCACCUCUCCUGGUUUCUACAGAGAUAAGCGUGGAGGCUCACUAUCACGACGACGUUCUUCCGCCUUGUCUUUGGACACCAAGGUUUGAGGGAAGUAGCUUGGCCCAGCCUACCCUGAGGAACACAGGCUGAUCAGAUCCCACCCCUUUAAAAAAAAAUCUCAUUAGCACUCAUCAGAUUCAGACUUUAUCUGGUGUCCAGUCUGGGCUUUAUGAUCUUAAUUCAUGUGGGAGAAAACCUCAGGGAAACUCCACCGAUCCUCCAAAACGUCCUGCUACAUCGGCACACUGAGAACCACAUCGACCACCGCUUGUCACAGUUACAAAACUCUUAAAAAAUGCUUCCAACUGCUGCUUGUGUGUCACGUCUUCAGCUGCAAAACUAACAUUUUAUAAAAUCGUGUUUUGUAAAGGAAAUACCGGGGUCUCUUGUCGUGCUCCUUGUGCUGUAAACAGUUCAGGAAAGUAUGGGUCAUGUGUGGAGAUCAAGCAAAGAACUCAGAUGUGUGGAAAGAGACUGGAUACGACUUUUACAAUGUUAUUGCAACCUGAAGAGAAUCUGUUAUUUAAGUCUAUUGAGCAUGUACAGUUUACAACUUAACAAUUAAGCCUUCUUCUCGUGUAUUCAUUUUGUUCUAUCAUAUUGUUUAACUCAUGUAGUGCACUAAAAAGAUGAAGUCAUCUCUAAUCGUUCUGAUCUGUGUGUUUCUAACAGUGGUUUGUAGUUUUUUGGUGCGAGUCAUUUUUUUCCCACUUAAAUUUAUGACAUUUAAUGUGUGCAAUUUAUGCACAAUUAUUUAGCAUUUGUUUUAAAUCAUUUGGACAAAAAAAAUUUAAAUCUCCACCUCCAUAUCUGCACAAACAGAGAGGAAACUACUAUCGGAACUUGAACAUCUUCUUUUAUUAUUAUUAUUAUUUUUUUACAAGUGUUGUGUUGGUAAAUUGUUUAAACUGUCAAGAGAAAAGGCUUUUUUUUCUUUUUCUAUACGAGUUAUUGUGAAAGUAUUUAUAUGACACAUUGUAGUUUAGGUUUAAAGCUGUAGUAUGAGCAUUUCAUAUUUUGAAUUUGGAAAAAAAAUGUGUUACUGUGUUAAGAUCAUCCUGUGAUAAACUUAUGUUCACAUCUUUUUUUUUUUUUUGUAAAGUUAACAUGACCCUUGUUUUAAUUUGUGGUACAAAAGGUAUUCAAUAAACACUUUUUAUAGCAAAAA